AAUGCAAUUGUCUUUUGCAGGUAUUCUCAAAUAAAACAAAACCGCUUUACGAUUAUUCGUCAUAUUCUGUUUUUUUCCCGGCUUGAUGUUUGUCAUACUAUUUCGUUAGUCAUUUUCGCUGGUGAAAUGUCACACGCGUCGGAUGCUACACCUUUCUCGAUUGACAAUAUUCUGGGAACCGAACUUUCGGAAAGUCAUGAAAAGUAUUACCACCAGCGAGCAAAGAAGCUAAGAAAAAACAACUUGAUGUAUGGCAGACGCACAUUCACAAGUGUUGAAUCUGAGACAUUAAACGAAGAACAGAAAUUUUUUCACCAGAGGGAGAAUUAUUAUAUCGGUCGAAAUUCAACAUUCUGUGAUGAUGAUCCGCAUUCUCCCAAUUAUGAUGCCAUUGAGCGAGAGAUUGCAAAGCGCAAACAUGAAUUUUUGCGAAAUUAUUCUUUCUCCCCAUAUUCACUUGCCGGCGGGGUAGGUCUAUCAAAAUCAAAUAUCAAAAGUUCUCACCCGAAAUAUAUGACGUCUCACCAGGUACAGCAAGCUGAUAAAGCAGACAUCGCCAAAGAGAACGGAGCGACACGAGAAAAUCUGAAACCGCCGUCCUGUUCAGUCGGCGGCAUAACGGUCACGUUGGAGAACUCCGAACUUUGGCAGACAUUCAACAAGUGCGGAACUGAGAUGAUUCUAAAUCGGUCUGGAAGGCGAAUGUUUCCAUACGUGAGCGUUCGAGUUGAGGGCAUGGACCCAGCGGCUUGUUACUCCGUCAAAAUUGACAUUCGCAGCGAAGACGACAGGCGAUACAAGUUUAUAAAUUCUAAAUGGAUCCCCGUCGGGCUUGCCGAUCCUGAGAUUGCUAACACCAGUAAGCACCACGUGGACUCACCGAAUUCGGGUGCUCAUUGGAUGAAGAAUGAGAUCAGUUUUGCUAAGCUUAAGAUUACGAACAACAAAGAAACAAAAGCAGCUAAGCAAGUCCUUCUUCAUUCAAUGCAUAAAUACAAACCAUGUAUCGUAGUAACCAAGGAACCAAAGAAAGAUAACACCGCUUUAAGUGAAGCCCUUCACUUUUCAUUUGACAUGACGAGUUUCAUCGCAGUGACAGCCUACCAGAAUGAGAACAUCACACAGUUGAAAAUACACAACAACCCAUUCGCUAAGGCUUUCCGUGAUACCGACGUCACUGCAAUUAUCGAGGGCGCUUGCAUGUUAACCGGUAGUCCAUCUGCAGCAUUCAAAGCACUGUACGGAAAUGAACAAGAUUUAUCAUUUAGAAGUUCAAUGCCGUUACAUAAUAUGCCGCCAAAUGGGACCCGAAUAAAUGAAAAUAAGCUGAGACGAAUCGGUGCUGAACGUUACUAUCAUGACCAACGCGCUAAGAUGUGGCAAGAAAAGUCGCACCAGAUAUAUCCAAGUCACCGCGACGACUGCUACAAUUCGAUCUACAAUUAUCCCGAUUAUUUUGCCAGUCAUCAAAAAAUACCGUUUCACCAACAUUCAUACAACACAAGUCCCUUUAUUCCACCCGGAUUGCGGUCGAUACCUAUACACGCAAGUACACCUUAUGAGUCAGAUUUCUACCACAACCAUUGGAACCAUAACAGGGUUAAGAGGUUUAACCAGGAGAUUGGUGAGUGGUUUGACCUGAACAGGUCGAAUUCAAAACUAACAACUGCUGGGGAACAGUUAGUAAAAUCGGAGACAUUUGACGAACAAUGUGAAAAGGGAGUUCAACCGAAACCGAACAAGGAACGCACAGAGAAUGCGGUUUCCGAAACAAAAUAUGCCGAAAAUAACGCAAACGAGGGACAGGAUGAAGACAAUCUAAAACUAAGUUAUUCGGAUUCUGAUUUGGAUGAUAGGCCUACCUUGGUGCAAAAUUCUAUGGUACGAGACGGCACUCACAUGCUUCGUGUUCCUACUUUUCCUGCUGGGAUUCCAGGGAAAAGUUGCAAACGCUUCCCAAAUUACAACCCCCAAAUGCCCCUGGAUUUGGUAAAACGGAAAAAACUAAGGACAAAGUUAAACGAUGACCAAAUUGAUAACACUCAUUUUCUUCUCUCAGAAUCUCAUCCUAUGUAAAAUUUAAUAUGAAUGUACAUAAUCAAGACCCCUAUAUUAUAUUUAUCUUCUAUCCAUUCAUCCAAUUGUCCAUCCACCCAUCUAUCUGUUUAUAUCCAUCUAUCUAUCUAUCUUUCAUCCUCGUGCCUAUAGUGACUUGCAGAGCUUUCACCGAAUUUUCUCCAUCUUCGUCGAUUGUUAACCACUUAUUUAAAUUCUUUCCAACUCUUCCGUCUGACCUCCACCAAUUUCUUUUCUUCUCAGUCAUUAUAGGUGCUACAGUAUGUAGCCUUACUACUUUUCGUUCCUUUGGACUUCAUCGUUUUCUAGGGAUUUCAUUUGAUUCCUAUCUCAUAUACAGUAUGGCUAAUCCAGUUCCACGUCCUUUAUUUUUUUCACUCUUGUCUCACCGGUAUGUCACAUUUCAUGUAUUUUGGUUUUGGUGAAAUGAAAAUACUAAUAAUGCAAGCGUCACAUUCAAGUGAAUAUUAACUUGCAUAUGCAAAAAUAGUAUGAUACUAUUAAAUCAAUUGAAAGGGCAGUUUAAGUCCAGAAACCUAAUACAUAAACGUGUCGCUACGGUACGCUGCUAUGGUUACUUGCUGAAUUAAAGAGUGUCAAUUUGGACAUGGGGUGUCAAACUGCAUUUGCCACUUUGAAAAGUGCAAUAUAUUGACCUGUCCAGAGGUUAAUACGUACCGGUAGUCGAUACUGAUGAGAACGAUAUUAAAGCAAGUUUGCAAAUAGGCCUAAAAGAAAAGUUCAUGGAACUAUGCGAUAAAGAGCGCUUGUGCGCCGACAAGGAUAUCAGCUUUUUGGUUGUUUAAUUAAAUACUGUAUUGCUCAUGGAGAAAAUAUAUUUCUAAAUGGUAUUGUUAUAGUAUUUUUGAUCUUGUGUCUUAAUUACUUGACCUUAGCGAUUGCUGCGCCAUAUACAAUAGUCAAACACCUUCUACGUGACAUGGUUAUGCUCCUGCCUUUAUUUCUCACUGGGAGUGUAUUCUUAAGGCACUUGUUAUAUAAGCCUACCGGUAUUUUUUUUAAAGAAUCGAUUUAAUAAUUUAUAAAUAUUUUUGUGACAGUGCACUUAUCGGUCUGUCUAUAUGGUGACAGCUCGUGAAACUCACAGCCUCAUCCAACUCCUCGCUAGACCGGUUGGUAUUGUUAAUAAAAAUGGUUUUAGAAGCAAAAAGGUUUUCUUUUUCCAAAUAUUAACCAAUGCGCUGUCCAUAGUUAAAAUCACUUGUAUCUCCUCCAUAAUGAUCAGUGUAGCUUUUUCAUGGGUUUGUGUAAAGACUCCUCUGUAGUUCACAAUGUUCAUUUCGUGUAAGGUUGUCAGUGGCCUGAUGAAAUAAAAAGCCAGAUAUCCUCAGUGACGGAUCCAUGAAGCUGUUAAGUUUGAGGGAUAUGUUUUGGCUACUGCCAGUUAUGGUGGUGCUCCACUUAUGCCAGAUCAUUGUCAGUGAUCGCAUCUACAGUAUUAAGAUUUUUUAUAUGUUUCUUGCACAAGUCAAUAGCUGUACGCCUAGUUCCAAUUAUACCGGUAAUAAGAAUUACUUGGUACUGAAAUGUUUGUUUAUAAUAGCUAUGUAUACAAUUUUCUAUGUUUACUGCUGUUGUGUGGUAGUUUUUAAUUCGUUACUUUGAUCAAGUUUUAUGAAAGUAAUGUGGAGUUUGUGGGGUCUUCCUUAUUUUGGUAUACUGUGUUGUAAUGCUAGUACGUAUGGAACAAUACAUAUUUAAGAAUACAAGAUUUGUUAUUACGUACCACGAUUAUUCUGAGGAGGUCACAAAAAGAUAUAAUUUAUAGAACAGUAAUUUACACACAUGGUUUGAUAUACUAUACAGUUCACUUGUUCCACCAUCCUAUUGACUUAUUGCAUCAAUUCAUAUUUAUUUAGAGGUCUACUCCAACUGAUCUUGAAUUAGCCCAACUUAUGCGUAUAUUCACCAAACAACAAUUAUUCCAAGGUUUAUGAUUCGGUGGCUUGAUCACAUGCUACGACUUCCUGAAGAAGAUGCAACAUGUCAAAAGACAAAGUAGAGUGAAAGCAAAAGAAAAUUCUAAAAUAAGUGGAAGUAAAACAUUACGUAUGUGCCAACAAGCAACUGAGAACUCAGUCACUCCAUCAGAAUUUACAGGGAUACUGAAAUCCAAAGGAAGAAUAGAUUGGAGAAAAACAUUUACAGAGAAAAUGUAUUUUUCAAAAGCAUAAUAAUAAUGAUAUUUCACAAAAUAAGGAAUGUCUUAUAUUAUUUUUGUAACAUUCACCACUGUUCUGGAAUAAAUUAUUACUCAUAGGCAUAAUACUUUUAAACUGAAAAUAGUGGAAUACCCCUGUUUUUUUUUUUAUUUACGUGGAAGGUAGGAAUGAGUAGCUAUUUGCCGACAAUGGAUGUCUGUAGUGGGCCCUAUUUUGUUUUGGCAAUUUAUGUUAAUAAUUUGAGAAGUAUCAGUGAAUAAAAGUGAUACCUUUCACCACUGAUAUCGUAUUUAUUAUCCGCAAAAAUGAUUUAUGAUUUAGUACUUUUAACGAUGGGUGACAAAACAAAAUAUUGUGACAGGUUCAUGCACAUACUAAUCAUUAAACACAUCAAGUAAUAUACGUAGACUAAAGUUAAAAAUUAUAAUUUAUAACUUCAAAAUUAAAUUUCCAUGUAACUCUGUAAACUCUAGUCUCACGAGUGAAUCAUGGAACUUUUUAGAUGAACCAGUUACCAAAACUGUAUCUCAGAAGAAAAACCCACAAAUCCAUUAGUAUUAUUAGAAUUAAUAUAUUUCUCUUAUCAACACCUUUUUAUUUCUAAUCUAAUAAUGUUAUGACGAUAUUCGGGCCGCCUUUUUUUCACCUGAUUUUGUUUUGAUUUUGAUUAAACGACAGUAAUGUGCCGCCAGAGAAUUUAAGUUUAUUCACCAUAUAUAAAAACAUUCGGGAAUUUUUUUAAACAUCUCAAUAUUUUAACAUUACUAAAUAUCUAUAACGGACAGGUUCCUAAGUUUAUGUAUAAUUUGUUAGAAAUAAACUUCUUUUAAUUCUAUGAAAGAAAUGCUAUUUUAAUGUUUUUAAAAUCUUACAAAUAUAUUUAAGAACAUCUUGGUUAAACGUUCCGUUUUACUGAUAUUAUUUUCUUUUAAUAUAUUGCUAAACAAAAAAUCUACAAAAAUGCUCUCAAAAUAUAUGUUGAUUGUUUAAAGAAUAACUUUAGAAGUCUUAGAUAAAAAAAAAAAAGUUUUUCAAUGAUAUACAGACGCUUUAUCCCAUAACUAUACUUCAUGCAAGAAGUCUCUACAGAAGACAAUGAUGACGUUAUAUAAACAUCCUUCCACUUUGAAGAAACUGUUUCUUGUUCCUAUUUUCAGUAGACUUAUUUAAUAUACAGUACAAAUUGAGCAAUUCAAUUUUGGUAUUUUCAACAGAGGGCCUAUGUUUAAUUUAGGUGGAGUAGAGAAUGCUGUAACUAUGCUGUAUAUAAAGAUGUUUUACUUAUUUAUACGCAAGUUAUACAUUGCUGAACCUUCCAAUUGUUUACUCAUUAUCAUAAAUUUUAUUUUCUGUAUGUAUUAAAUUAUUUUACCUGUGUAGUGUACAUAAGGGACAACUGCCACAUUCCUUGGCUUCUAUGCCAUUCCCACAACUAUGUUUCAUGUAUCCUAACAUUAAUUAAAUGUGUUGAAUUGAAAACAUUCCUUGUAGUUUUUCUUGUUUUUUGCUCCUUAAUGUUGUUACACAAGAAGUUGGAAUUUUAAGACCAUUACUGUACUACGAAUUUCUAGACUUCCAGGGGUUAAAUAUAAAUAUAUGAUUUGAGAGUACAGUAUAUAGAAUUACUCUUUGAUACUAAAACAAUUGUACAGUAAAACUAGGGCUGUAACUCAAUAGAGUGCAUACCCCCGUCUGUCCAUGAAUACCGAAUAAUAUAGGGAAAAAACAAAUUCUCUUCAUUCUAGGUAACAGCUGAACAUUUACUAAUUUGUAUAUAACAAACUACAGAAAGUGUACACUCUAGAGGUCAAGCAAUGCCAAAGUGUGUGAAUAACAAUGUUGGUACUAUCUUUCGGAUCACCCGCCGUAUGGUACUGUAAAAUAAUAGUACGGUACGGAGGUGUGGAAAUGCCAUAAUCAAACGCAGUUACAAGAAGUCUCACUUCUAUUUCUUGAAAUUAAAUAUUUUAUUCAUCACCUUAGAUUUUAAAAUGUAAAAUUAAUGUAAAUGUUUUCUUAGUAUUUUCUUUACAAUUGAGCAAAAUAAUAAUAUAAUAAUGUUAAAUUUGAUAUAGCGCAAAAUACUGGACGCCUCUAAGCGCUUAACAAUCAACAAAAGGGUUGAAAAGACUUUAAGUUAAACAAUUUAAUGGUGAAAGUGCAAAUCGAAAAAGUGGGUUUUAAGGAGCAUCCCACAUCAUACUGUUGAUGGGUCAACAUAUUUUUCUAUCUUUGUUGAAAUGUAACUAUUCAGUAUUCUCCUUCUUUUGAUUGGUUGUGACUGUAGUCUCAAUUGGAUACUACAUCAGCUGGUCUUUAUAUCACGAAAGUAAAACAUGUCUACUUAACUAUGAUUAUCAUGAGAAAAUAUUGAGUUAAGCAACGUAAAUGACCGAACAUCAUAAGCCCCACUGUCUAAAACGCUUGUGAUAGAUAUUUUUUUCUAUUUUAAAUAAAUGUUGGGGCAGUUUUUCAAGAGUAUAUAUUACUCAACAUGCCUUUAUGUUUUGUAGAAUCAGGACAAUAUUAAACAACUUAUUUCUCACAGAUUAAUAAUGCUAAAAUUGCAGUCUUAUAGCAGAAAAGCCUAUGUACAACACACAGUAAAAUUUUAACAAUUCAGUAUCAGCAACACUUUCAAAUAAGCACUACAUUUGAAAAAGUGCUGCACUGAAACUUACAGAAAGUGUUAUCCAGGUCUCCCUCUAAUUAAAGACCACCUCCAAUUAAAGACUACUUUUCUCAGUUCCCAACUUAACAAAUGUUUUUUAUCUUUAUUAUUCAAAUUAGAGACCAAAGCGGCUAUACCAUGGAAAUCCCAGUCCCUGAAGUGGUUUUAGUUAGAGGGAGACUUGUAUAUAAUCACCAUGGUACUUAUUUGAUAAUAGAGUAAUCUGUUUUCUUUCUCCUGACCAACAUUUUACUUGGAAUAGUUGGUUUAUGGCAGACACCCAGAAUGUUACUGCUAUUAAUGGAGCUGUAAUGUAGUGGUGGCUCCAGAAAAAGUGGGUCCGACAUGUCCGACACCGUGAUCUGAACCAAGGGGCUGACUAGAACCUCAGUCAGGGUCCCGGAAUAAAAAAUCCUGGUUGGGCUAAUGGGUAGAGUUUUUAUGACUUAGUAUGGCCCAAAAAUGUGCUUUAAGACCACAAUAUUUGGGAAUGGCAAUAAAAAUAAUGAUAGUUGGAUAAGGAAAUUAACAUUUUUGGUCAACGACCUCGUUGUGGUGUAGGACGAUGGGGGAGGUUCCAGGCCCCCCACCCCUUACUGGUGCCCCCACUGGUUCAUGCCAGCUUUAGAUGAAUUAUUCUCACACUGAUGACAUGUGCCUGCCUGAUUAUACUUUCUAUCCUCAUCUUUAAUGUUAAAUAACAUCAGGCUAUUACCCCAUAAGUAAGAAAAAAAAAA
Anneissia japonica is the source of this 7667-nucleotide messenger RNA. RefSeq names its product eomesodermin-like. The record is from RefSeq and is a predicted model, not a curated record. The coding region runs from base 127 to 2076 and encodes 649 amino acids. NCBI's taxonomy places the organism in Eukaryota, Metazoa, Echinodermata, Crinoidea, Comatulida, Comatulidae. Gene Ontology annotation, biological process: positive regulation of DNA-templated transcription; cell fate specification; regulation of transcription by RNA polymerase II. Gene Ontology annotation, molecular function: RNA polymerase II cis-regulatory region sequence-specific DNA binding; DNA-binding transcription factor activity, RNA polymerase II-specific. The transcript has 5 exons. Gene Ontology annotation, cellular component: nucleus.